UCACACCUGAGAGGAGGUGGGCGGGCCUACUUUUGGAGGUGUGCUCAUUUAGCACAGCUCCUCCUUCAUGAGUCAACCUGCUCUCCUUCCUUAUGACCCUUCAGCAUUUUGACUGCUGCUGCCAUUUUUCUCUGCUGCCAGCUUCUUAACACAUCAGAGGCAAAAAUGGCAUCUGGAGCAGCUGUUGCUGAUUCGGUGAAGGAUCUCUACAAUGAAAUGAAAGUGGUGAAAAAUGAUGCCGACCAGAGUGAACGUAUAAGAUUGGUGGUAUUUCACAUCAGCGACAAUUUCAUCGACGUGGAGGACAACAAAAUCUACCGGGAAAAGGAUCUGGAAGGCGUGGAUGAUGUAUACAAAUUUUUCAUCGGUUUGCUAAAAGACAAACAGUGCCGCUACAUGCUGUACGACUGCCACUUUGAAACCAAGGAAUCAAGUAGAAAAGAAGAGCUGGUCUUUGUGAUGUGGGCUCCUGAUUCAGCAUGCAUCAAAGAAAAAAUGAAGUACGCCAGCUCAAAAGGAGCCCUCCAGAAAGUCUUGACAGGUAUCAAACAUCAGCUGCAGGUGAAUGACCUUUCAGACUGCCACCCAAGGGAUGUUUUUGCAGAAAAAAUGGGGAAGGGCAUAAUCCGCUGUUGAGGGCCAUGGAUUGAAUCCUGUGUGUCAGCAGAAGCAGCUUUAAACAAACCAUCUUUCUCCUGUUUCAUAACAAGGUCAAUUUAAAGGGAUAUGAGAUGAUAACACAAACGUUUCCAGAUCGACUUUGUUUUUGAAUCGGUUCAAUGAAUCUUAAAUGGAAGGGUUGGCCUCUGGAUGGGAUUACAUUCCUGUAACCUGUAACAUAAACCUCUGAUGUCUGUGCCCUUCUAAACUGUCCAGUCACACUAGUUUGAUACCAGUUUGGCGAUGGAAUCAAACUUGUUCAGAUGUAAUUUUAUUCACUUUUUGACAUAUUCAUACAUUGAUCCUAUUUUCUUUCACUUGACUCUUGGUUCAUUUGUAUUUCUCAAAUCAGUAGUUUUCUGUUGUAUACAUUCAUGAAUAUUUGAACCCCUGCAUAUUCCAACAUAUACCAUUUGUCGAUGAUUACAUUAAGCUACAUCCUUGACACCUUGUUAAAGUUUUCUAGGUCAAAAUGGCUGAAUCUGUAAAUUUGACAUAAAUCUGUUUUUCUAGACAGUUACACUUUGAUGUACAAGAAUAGUAUAACUUUUAAAAAGAAAUGUUUCAAUGAAAAUGCAGCAGUCAGUGCACUGUCUGAGUACUGUCAAAUAAAUCCAAUGCAAUCAA
Lates calcarifer (barramundi perch) is the source of this 1287-nucleotide messenger RNA. RefSeq names its product cofilin 1 (non-muscle), like (gene cfl1l). The coding region runs from base 166 to 636 and encodes 156 amino acids. Gene Ontology annotation, cellular component: actin cortical patch; actin cytoskeleton; cytoplasm. The transcript is spliced from 4 exons. The record is from RefSeq and is a predicted model, not a curated record. Gene Ontology annotation, biological process: actin filament severing; actin filament fragmentation; cell motility. Lineage: Eukaryota; Metazoa; Chordata; Actinopteri; Centropomidae. Gene Ontology annotation, molecular function: actin filament binding.